AUGAUGGAUACCGUCAACCUACUUUUGUUGACCAAACUUAUGAUUCUAAAGACAUGAUGCAAAAGAGAUAACAAAGACGAAGACUUUUCAUCUGUCUUCUCUUCUAUUUUUCCCUCUUCUCUCUCUCUAUCUCUCUAGCUUGUUGAUGAUCUUGAAGCUACAAUCAUGAGAUUCUUCCACAGAUUUAUGUCGGAGGAGAUGAGCAAAGAAACCUCAUCGGACUCGUUAUGUAACUUGAGUUGCAUCGAAGAGUUAAAAGAUGUAGGAUCUUGUUCGUCAAUUUGUCUUCACGAGUGUCCUCUCAUCUGCGAGAUCGUCGUAGCCACUCCACCUCCAGAGAUCCACCACGACCUGGACGAUAACCUAAAGAAGUUCUUACUCAUCUCGGCUUUGUCUAUCAUCACAACUCUGUUUCUCCUUACUUUACUCCUACUCUGUUUCAAGUGGUACAACAGGAGAAGAUCAAUAGCUAUAUCAAGAAGAUGGAGCAUGGAGCAAGCUAGGAACUGGGAUUUUGAUGGACCAUCACCGGUUAUUGUCGAUCAUCCGAUUUGGCAUAUCAAAACCAUUGGUUUGAAUCCAACGGUUAUAAGUUCGAUCAAAGUGUGCAAGUAUAGCAAAAGAGACGGUAUCGUGGAAGGAACGGAUUGUUCGGUUUGUUUAAGCGAAUUCGAAGAAGAAGAGACGCUUAGAUUGUUACCAAAGUGUAGACAUGCUUUUCAUCUUUCUUGUAUUGAUACUUGGCUUAGAUCACACACCAAUUGCCCGCUUUGUCGUGCUCCUAUUGUCGUGACCAACACGGUAAAUGAUGAUGCUAGUGAGAGUCAAGGGGAGAUGCUUGUGAGGAUUCCAGAGGAAAACGGAGAAAUCGAUGAAGAAACAGAGAGAGAUCAGGAGGAAGAAGCAGAUGGGUUUGUUAGGAACGGCGAAGCAGAUGAGACGCAGCAGCGAGUGAGACGAUCAGUGUCGUUAGAUUCGUUAUCGGGUUUAAGGGUAAGUGAAGUUAUUGGUGGUAGAGGAAGAGAGAAGGUGGUCAAGAGAGGUAAUAUUGGAUCUUCCAUUGUUGGGAGGUCAAGUUUCUUAAAGAGAUCUAUCUCUUACAAUGGUAAGUAGUACUAGGCUUCGUUGCUAUGGAUAAAAGAAAGACUUCCCCAUUAGGUUUCUUGAAGAUGAUGGUCAAAAUGAGAAAAAGAAACAAUCAAAUCAAACCCGAAAGAUAUAUAGUUUAUAGACAUGUAUAAAAGUGAAUGAUUGUGAAUUUUGUUCAUCAAAAAGCUGCUACUCUUGUCAAGUUAAAAGAGUUCUUACAGCUUCUGCCCUCUGCUUCAGACAAUAAGUAUAAAAUACAUCAAAAGGUUCAUUUUGAAUGUUACUCUUUUUUUAUCGUUUUCAACUACUAUUGUAUAUCUUAGAUUAUAUACUUAAACACAAAUUCAACUGCGUUUUAUGUUGAUAGAUUUAUAGAAAUUCAAAUCUGUAAUCAAAACUAAAGGACCAUGAACUCUGUUUUUCUAUGUCGAAUUUCAAAACCCUGAUCUUCACUUAGCAAAACAGCCCCUACUUAACGCUGCCGUUAAGUCUCCGUUAGUUCAGUAAGUACUAUGAAAAAUAAGAAGAAGAAAAAAAGGAAACUCAUCUUCUUCAUCGAUAUUAUUGAUGAUUGCCUUCUUCACCGUGAAGGCGAUAACUUUUCCACCAAACUUUCUCCUGAAGGAAUCCUUCACUUCACCGGCUAGUCCUUCAGCCAGAUGAAUGCUCUUCAGAUGCCUUGUCCCUUGUUGUUCCAGAUUCGAAAUACCCAACUCCACCAACUUUUUCCUUUCUACAACCUCUUUCAUGGCUGCCUCUCCCACGCACUUCUCUAUCUCCCAUGAUCAUUCUUCUUCCACGUCUCUCAUUCAUCUCCAAAACCAAUCGAUCUUCAGUUCCAAGGACAGUUUAAAGAAAACCCAUUUGAGAUUUCCCACUUCUUCUAG
Molecule: messenger RNA, 1976 nt
Organism: Eutrema salsugineum
Lineage: Eukaryota; Viridiplantae; Streptophyta; Magnoliopsida; Brassicales; Brassicaceae
Product: RING-H2 finger protein ATL52
Biological process (GO): protein ubiquitination
Source: RefSeq, a predicted model, not a curated record